AUGGCUGUCCCCUCAAAUCGCAGGGCAAUCCUCCUCGCGAUAUUCAUCGCGUUCGGUGGAUUCCUCUUCGGCUAUGACAUUGGUGUAAUAUCAGGAUGUUUGAUUAUGCCUGACUUCAUCGAGCGUUUCGGAAUACAAAACGCAGACGGCUCAUUUACGCUAUCAAGCUCUCGACAAUCUAUCAUUACAUCUCUCCUCUCUGCUGGUACCAUCGUCGGUGCGAUCGCACAGGCCUUUACCUCCGACCGCUUCGGGCGACGUGGUUCCAUCCUCAUCUGGUCGUUCAUCUUCACCGUGGGCACCGUCGUCCAGACAGGCACCGUCCGCUCUCUCGCGCAAAUCGUCAUUGGCCGCUUCAUUGCUGGUCUCGGCGUCGGCGCGCUCUCCGCCAUCGUCCCGUUGUACAACGGCGAGACAGCCCCCAAGGCGCUGCGUGGCAUGCUCAUCGUGCUGUACCAAGUCCAGAUCAUCAUGGGCAUUUUUAUCAGCUACGUGAUCGACCUCGGCACGCACUCGAUCAAGAACUCUGCGUCCUGGCGCAUCCCAGUCGGCCUGCAGAUGCUCUGGGGUCUCAUCCUGCUUUCGGGUAUUUUCUUCCUGCCCGAAUCACCACGUCACCUACUCGGCGUGGGUAGAGAUGCCGAGGCUCGCAAAGUCAUCGCAGAGCUCAACAGUGUGCCGGAGGACGAUCCCAUGGUGACGGAAACCCUCGAGGAGCUGGAAUACGCCAUCCACGCUGAGAACGACGGCGGAAAGGCUACCUGGCUGGAGUGCUUCUCGGAGCGCAACAUGCUUUGGAAGCGCACGAUCAACGGCAUGAUGCUCCAGUUCAUCCAGCAGUUGAACGGCCAGAACUUCUACUACUACUACGGCGACACGUUCUUCAAGAGCGCGGGCACAACGCUAUCGCCAUACGUGAUCCAGACCAUUCUCGGAGCUGUAUCCGUUGCCGGCACUGUUCCUGCACUGUACCUGAUUGACACUUGGGGCCGUCGCCGGUCGCUCAUGACGGGUGCGGCAUUCGAGGCAAUGUGCGCGCUCAUCGCUGGCCUUGUCGGACACUUCCUGCUCGCGCCAUCUGGCACCCCCGUGGACGAGCUCACGCCCACAAAUAAGCAGGGCGGCGACGUUCUCAUUGCUUUCGCCGUCAUGCACGUCUUUGCCUACUCAAUAUUCUGGGGCCCGACGCCCUGGGUGUACCUCGGCGAGUCCUUCCCGCUCCGGGUUCGACCAAAGUGCAUUGCGCUCGGCAGCGCGACGAACUGGGUGUGGAAUUUCCUGCUGUCGUUCUUCUCGCCGCGCAUCGCAGAUGACAUCGGGCCGCUCAUUCUACUCAUCUUCGCUGGAAUGCUCGUGUUCGGUUUCUUCUACGUGUGGCUGUUCAUCCCCGAAACUAAGGGCCUCUCGCUUGAGGAAGUCGACGAGAUGUACCGCGCGAAGGUGCUACCAUGGCGGUCAAGCGAAUGGCGGCCGUCGGAGAAGCACGUACACGAGAAGGUGCCGGAAGUGCGUGUGGACAAGGGGAAGGACGAGGACGAGGAGGCAUGA
Molecule: messenger RNA, 1548 nt
Organism: Postia placenta MAD-698-R-SB12
Lineage: Eukaryota; Fungi; Basidiomycota; Agaricomycetes; Polyporales; Adustoporiaceae
Exons: 8
Coding region: 1-1548 (515 amino acids)
Biological process (GO): transmembrane transport; carbohydrate transport
Cellular component (GO): plasma membrane
Molecular function (GO): carbohydrate:proton symporter activity
Source: RefSeq, a predicted model, not a curated record